GGCGGAAAGUCUCGAGGAUGCUGUCGCUCUAGCGGUCUAGGGAAAUCGGAAAAUCGGAAAGUCGGAAAGUCGGAAGACGGACCUCAACGAACUACAGAUCGGGCCCAAAAAACCGAAAUCGAGUCGAGUGAUAAAAGAAACCGCUGGGCAACCAAAAAAAAAAAAAUAAUAAAAAAGGAAAAAGAUAAAGGCAAGGAAAUGGAGAGAGAAAACCGAGCGCGCAUUAAGUGAUAAUAAAGUAGCGGCAAUCAUUUUAAAAAUUGUGUGCCAGCAGCUUAUGCAAAUGUAAAAGUCGCUUAAGAGCCAAUUCCCAAAUAUUUCUCAAGUUUCGCUCGCCAAAAAGAAAAAAAUCGAAGAAAAAGCUAAGCAAGCAAAGCCGCAAUUUAAGUGUGCUGUGUGUGACCAAACAACUUACAAAGCCACCAACAAAACCCAAAAAAAAACCAAAAAAAGCAAAGGACCAGGGAAAAAUAAAUCUGAAGGAGUGGAAGGAAUUGUAAGCCGCAAAUGAACAGCGACAAAUGCUCGGCCCUCUUUUUUGCAGCACAAAUUAUGCAAAUGCUGCGCUAAGUGCGGCAAAAUGCUCGAAAUGCCAGCGACGACAAGCUACAACUACAACUACAACUGCAGAAAAUAAGCGGAAAAGCAGAAUUAGCAGCAGCAUCAGCAGCAGCAACAACAACAAGUGGAGUCCUGUUCUGCAGGAAUAGCAAGGAUAUAGCAAUAUAACAACAACGCAGCAACGCCAGCAUCAGCAGCAGUAUCAACGGGCUGCAAAAUGCGCUUUGGCUUAAAGUUGAGCUGCCUUUGGCCAAGCUUUUUAUUAUGGCUAACAUGGAGCAGUGGCGGCAUGGGUGGAUGGGGAUGGGGAGUCAGCGCACAGCCAUCAUUAACCGAGAAAAUCCCAUUAGGUGCCAUUUUCGAGCAGGGCACCGACGAGGUGCAAUCGGCCUUCAAGUACGCGAUGCUCAAUCACAACCUGAACGUCUCAUCCCGCCGAUUCGAGCUGCAGGCCUACGUGGAUGUGAUCAACACGGCGGAUGCCUUCAAAUUGUCACGACUGAUUUGCAAUCAGUUCUCAAGGGGCGUAUACUCGAUGUUGGGCGCAGUUUCGCCCGACUCCUUUGACACACUGCACUCCUACUCGAACACCUUCCAGAUGCCCUUCGUGACGCCCUGGUUUCCCGAGAAGGUGCUUACGCCAUCGUCUGGCUUCCUCGACUUUGCCCUCAGCAUGCGUCCGGAUUAUCAUCAGGCCAUCAUUGAUACAAUACAAUUUUAUGGCUGGCGCAAAAUAAUUUAUCUCUACGAUUCCCACGAUGGUCUGCUGCGCCUUCAGCAAAUAUACCAGGGACUGCGGCCCGGCAACGAGUCCUUCCAAGUGGAGCUGGUCAAGCGCAUCUCUAAUGUCAGCAUGGCCAUCGAGUUCCUGCACACGCUGGAGCAGAUCGGCCGAUUCGAGAACAAGCACAUCGUCCUGGACUGCCCCACGGAAAUGGCCAAGCAAAUACUCAUUCAGCAUGUGCGUGAUUUGCGACUGGGCCGUCGCACCUACCACUAUUUGCUGAGUGGUUUGGUCAUGGACGAUCGCUGGGAGAGCGAGAUAAUCGAAUUUGGCGCCAUUAACAUCACGGGCUUCCGCAUCGUGGACACGAAUCGGCGGCUGGUGCGUGAGUUCUAUGACAGCUGGAAGCGCUUGGACCCCCAGAUGAGUGUGGGCGCUGGCCGUGAAUCGAUUUCGGCCCAGGCGGCGCUCAUGUACGAUGCCGUGUUCGUCCUGGUGGAGGCGUUCAACAAGAUCCUGCGCAAGAAGCCCGACCAGUUCCGGAACAAUGUGCAGCGUCGCAGUCAGACGCUGAUGGUGGCCCAGGCGGCGGCCUCCACGUCCAGCGAUGGCUACAACUACAGCGCCAGCGGCGGUGGUGGCGGUGGUGGUGGUGGUGGUGGUGGAAAUGGUGGUGCUGGAGGUGGAUUCGCUGGAAGCGAUUCUGGGGGAUCCGGUGGCAUGGCCUCACGAGCACUGGACUGCAAUACGGCCAAGGGCUGGGUGAAUGCCUGGGAGCACGGCGAUAAAAUAUCGCGUUAUUUGAGAAAGGUGGAAAUCGAGGGCCUAACCGGGGACAUCAAAUUCAACGAUGAUGGCAGACGCGUCAAUUACACGCUGCACGUCGUCGAGAUGACAGUAAACAGCGCCAUGGUCAAGGUGGCCGAGUGGAAUGACGAUGCCGGACUGCAGCCCCUAAAUGCCAAGUACGUACGAUUGCGUCCGCACGUGGAGUUCGAGAAGAACCGCACCUACAUCGUGACCACGGUCCUGGAGGAGCCCUACAUCAUGCUGAAGCAGGUGGCCUUUGGCGAGAAGCUGCACGGCAACAACCGCUUCGAAGGAUACUGCAAGGACCUCGCCGAUCUGUUGGCCAAGGAGCUGGGCAUUAACUACGAGCUGCGCCUGGUCAAGGAUGGCAAUUACGGCUCCGAGAAAUCCAGUGCCCAUGGCGGCUGGGACGGCAUGGUGGGUGAGCUGGUGCGCAAGGAAGCGGAUAUUGCGAUUGCCGCCAUGACGAUUACCGCCGAACGCGAACGUGUCAUCGACUUCAGCAAGCCGUUCAUGUCGCUGGGCAUCUCCAUCAUGAUUAAGAAGCCAGUGAAGCAGACGCCCGGCGUGUUCAGCUUCAUGAAUCCUUUAUCACAGGAAAUUUGGGUGAGCGUCAUCUUCAGUUACAUCGGCGUAAGCAUCGUGCUUUUCUUUGUGUCGCGCUUCUCGCCACAUGAAUGGCGCCUCGUGCAACAGACGCCGCAGCUAUCACAGUCGCCAGAUCCGCAUGCACAUCACGAACAGCUUGCCAAUCAGCAGCCGCCCGGCAUCAUCGGAGGUGCACCACUGCCCCCUCCGCCGGGACCACCCACUCCGGGUGCCCAGACGGCAGCGGGAGCAGCUGCCUUGCAGGCGGCCCUCUCCGCCGGAAGUCCCGGAUCCGGAGGCUCCUCAUCGGCGGCGGUCAAUGAGUUCAGCGUGUGGAACUCCUUCUGGUUCUCGCUGGCCGCCUUCAUGCAGCAGGGAUGCGAUCUGUCGCCGAGGUCCGUGUCCGGACGAAUAGCAGCAGCCUCGUGGUUCUUCUUCACCCUGAUACUCAUCUCCUCGUACACGGCCAACCUGGCCGCGUUCCUCACCGUGGAGCGCAUGGUCACGCCGAUCAAUUCGCCGGAGGACCUGGCCAUGCAGACGGAGGUGCAGUACGGCACGCUGCUGCACGGCUCCACGUGGGAUUUCUUCCGGCGUUCCCAAAUCGGACUCCACAACAAGAUGUGGGAGUACAUGAACUCGCGCAAGCACGUCUUCGUGCCAACCUACGACGAGGGUAUCAAACGUGUGCGCAACUCCAAGGGCAAGUAUGCCCUCCUGGUGGAGUCACCCAAAAACGAGUAUGUGAACGCCCGCGAGCCCUGCGACACAAUGAAAGUGGGCCGCAAUCUGGAUACAAAGGGAUUUGGCAUCGCCACGCCGCUCGGUUCGGCGCUCAAGGACCCCAUCAAUCUGGCCGUACUCACGCUGAAGGAGAACGGCGAGCUGAUCAAGUUGCGAAACAAAUGGUGGUACGAGAAGGCGGAAUGUAGCCCCCACAAGGACGGUGAGACCUCGCACAGCGAACUGUCGCUGAGCAAUGUGGCCGGUAUAUUCUACAUCCUGAUUGGCGGCCUGCUCGUCAGCGUAUUCGUGGCCAUCCUGGAGUACUGCUUCCGCAGCAGGGACUCGCGCUCCGCGUCCAGUGGUUCCGGCAUGGGCAUGGGCAUGGGACUGGGCGGCGUGGGCAGCGGCAGUCUGGGCAAGGCCAAUGGAUCCAUGAUGUUGGGUGCGACAAGCGCCGUGCCCGGCGGGAUGCCGUCCUCACAUCAAAGGAGCACGCUGACGGACACCAUGCACGCCAAGGCGAAAUUGACCAUUCAAGCGAGCCGCGACUAUGACAACGGACGCGUUGGGUAUCUCAAUUGCGCCUCGUUGCAGUACUAUCCGCCCGCCCAGCUCUCGGCCACGCCCCCCGACGCCGGGGACUCCCUGCACAUGAACGCCCACGGGCAGGUCUGACACGAGCAUGCGCAGGAGUCGCGCCUCUGACGCACUCCCUGCGCGCCCACGAUCCGCCGGAUAAUGGCCAACAGCCGCCAGGAGACGGAGAAGAUGAUGGGCGGCGGCCACGGCGGCACAGUCACCGUAUCCGUUCCGGCCACCUGCUCCAGCAGCAUGAACGGCAGCCACGAGGGCAGCCUCACACUGUCGCCGGGCAGCGGGAGUGCCACCCUGAUGCGCCACUCGCCGGACAUCAACCAGCCUCCGUAUGGCAAGUAAGUGCUCGGAUGGGUUGUUAGCUAUAAGGACACCUAGUCGUAAGUGCCGGACGAGAAGCCGCAAAGCAACCAACCACACGCAGUCACACAUGGGCAAAAGUUUAAAAAAAUGCUGCAUACCUUAAGGCGCGAAAGGAUUUCACACAUUUCGGCAAUUUUCACAUUUAAGAUUUGACUAGGGAAUAAUAGGGAAUUUUUACAAGUCGACUAAUUUAACUGUAUAAUUAUUUAAAGGCUGAUUAAGCCAUAUGUUUAAAAAAUUGUAAGUAUUCUUUAUCAUAACCCAAGAAUGUUAUUACUAUGCAAUUUAAACUUUAGUAAACAAUUCAACUCAUGAAAAAGACAAAACCCAGUUUGGAAAAUGCACUGCAUUUUGCAUGCAACGAAUUUAAAUCAUUAUAGCCAAAAAUGUUUGCGUAAUUGAAAAGUGCAAGUAAUUUGAAAAUUAAAGCAAAUGCAAAAGUAAAAAUGCGCGAAAAAUGUGUUGAAAAAUGCAUAGCGCACUUUGGGAGCAAAAUUGAUGGUUAUUAAUUUGCAAUAAGUGCGCAAGAAUUUCACAAUAAAUCUCAUAGUUCGUGUGAUGCAGCAAAGAAUGCAGCUUUAUUUAUGCGGCCGCAUUCAAAUAAUUGCGCUGCGCAAUCAUUUGGCAAACAAUUUUUUUAGAGCCUGUCGGCAGGGCAAUGCAAAUGAAUGGUAUAAAUUAUUGCAUUACUGUUAACAGUCAGCUGAGCUGAACUGAGCUAAACUGAGCUGAGCUGGGGAGGAUCGGAUUGGAUAGAAUGAGAGGAGAUGCAGUCAGGUGGAUCGGUGAAAUGAGAGAUGCGAGGACAAACAAGCAAUUGACAACGUACAUGAGGCGGAAAGGACAACAUGCCAAACACAAAAAUAACCAUAAACACACACACACAUAAAUACGCGGCCAGCUGCAUACUCACAUAUAUAGCAUAUGAAUACAUGUAAACACUGCAAUUCAUUGCAUUCAAAUGACUGAUUAAUAUUUUUAAUAAACAACAACAAAUGCGCCGCAACUCAAUAGCUAAAAGGAAAAAUUGUGAAAACACGCACAAAACAUGGGAUAAGUGUUCAAUUUUUUUUCCUCCUCAAUUAUCAUGGCAGGAUUUGUUGUCGCAUAUUUGUUUAUAAUUAAAUUACAGCAAAUACUGGCUAGAAAAAAAGGCUAGGUAAUGAAUACAAAGCGAGUGUCAGGCGGGGAACCAAACACAAAUAUUGUAAUAAAUUAAUUAGCGCUGAAUAAAGAAAAUAGUUCAUAGUUGGACUCGUGGAUUCAGCAUAAAUACGACUAACUGAAAAAAAAUCAGACAAGUGGCUAAAUAGCAGAAUUUUAAUUAAAUUUAUUUUAAUUGAAAUUGUUUUGAUUUCUGAGCUGUGCGAGGUGAGAACAAUUUUUGCAGAUUAUUACAUUUUGCUAGUUUAAAUCCACAUUUGUUUUAAACCAGAUUUAUUUAUAUAUUUUUUUACCCCAUCCUGAUGAGGUCAUUUCUGUCAUUUUUUAUUGCGCCCCCAGUGACUAGUUACUAACUAUUAGGAUAGGCUAGUUAUAGCGUUUGAAUUGUGAGGCAAUUCAAAGCAACAACAAAUGUCGCAUACUUCCGCAUUGAAAUUGGGCAAAGCAAGCAGGAUGUAGUUGUAAUUGAUAAUUGUAAAAACUAAUUAAUAAAACCAACUCUAACUGUAGUUAAAUUUUAGCAUAUUUAGUAUACUUUGCAUUGGCAUGGGUCACGUUCUUAAUUGUACAUAAAAUAUGCGAAAUAAUUCGGCAAAAGUUGAGCAUUAAAACAAUAAGUGAGGAAAGGAGAGGAAUGCGAAAUACCAUAACAAUGAUCAAGUCAUAUCAAAAGGCAUUCCAAAUGGUACUAAUAAUAUCCAAAACUAACAUUACAACAUUGAACAAGCUGUUAAAUCCAAAAAAAAACAUUUAAAACUAUUGUAAAAUAUUUAUGAAUUUAUCGUUGUUAGCUCAAAUAUUGUAUGUGCAUAAAAUUGAUUAGAGAAUUUAUUUUUAAAACCAUUUAAUACUUCGGUUUACGCUUCCCAUUCCCUAUGGUUUUUCGGGAUGAUUGGGUGCCGAUGCUGAUGCCAUUGCCUAAAUGUUUUAUAAGCCGGACUGGGAGACUUCAAACAACAACUGUUGCAGGUGAAUUGCAUUUAAACUCAAUUUCAGUUAUUUAAUCUAUGACAAAAUCAAAACUGAAAUCAAACAAAGCCGCUAAAGUGCAUAAAUAAAUUUAAUAUCAAUAGUAAACAGAAAAUUCAAAUAAAACUACCGAGAUAUAUGUAUGUUCAAGUGCAGGAGUAAAUACCUAUAAAUAUAAAUGGUAAACUGUCUAAGCAAAUAAGUAUUUAUAUAUAUAUAUAUACCGAUGCGUUUGCAAGUGGAAAACUAGAAAUGUGUUGCUAGGAUGAACUACGAAUCAAAUCAGAUAAUAAAAACCCAGAGACAGAGCCAAGAAUUAAUUGACACCGCCACACCCAAAGAAAAAAGUGGGGCAUUCAAGCGAAUUUUGCCCCGGCAACAUGACUACAAUAUUAAAGAAAUCAAAAUACAAUUAGUAUUAAAAUGCAUAGCCGUAAGUCAAAAUCAAAUUGAAAUUCAACCAAAAUGUACAUUUAUUUUUUAGCACCUUCAUUUAAAUUGAUUAAGUUCUGACUUUAAGCCCGGGAACCUUUUGAGAUGCCAUUUUUAAUCUCCCCUUUAUGUACUUGAAGUCUUGCUUAAACACGUGUAUAAAUUUACAAUUUAUUUGUAAUAUAUUACCAAAGUAAAUACAUGAAAAUGAGCAGUCGUCGCGUCGAAGCGGAACAUUUGAUUUGAUAUUUAUUAACAUUUAGCAAACAUAUUGUUAUCGAAUUGCAUUUAACUGCCCGAAACCGAAGUGAAAGCAUAAUGAAUGCAAACAAAGAUGGUAAAUAAAACUAGCAUAAAAAUAAACAUUUUAAA
Molecule: messenger RNA, 7303 nt
Organism: Drosophila santomea
Lineage: Eukaryota; Metazoa; Arthropoda; Insecta; Diptera; Drosophilidae
Gene: GluRIB
Product: glutamate receptor 1
Exons: 17
Coding region: 779-4084 (1101 amino acids)
Biological process (GO): synaptic transmission, glutamatergic; modulation of chemical synaptic transmission
Cellular component (GO): plasma membrane; postsynaptic membrane
Molecular function (GO): glutamate-gated receptor activity; transmitter-gated monoatomic ion channel activity involved in regulation of postsynaptic membrane potential
Source: RefSeq, a predicted model, not a curated record